Messenger RNA from Anopheles stephensi (Asian malaria mosquito), 945 nucleotides. RefSeq lists its product as uncharacterized. The transcript is spliced from 2 exons. Lineage: Eukaryota; Metazoa; Arthropoda; Insecta; Diptera; Culicidae. The coding region runs from base 173 to 904 and encodes 243 amino acids. The record is from RefSeq and is a predicted model, not a curated record.
UCGGUCGGUGAAGCAGAGGUUUAAAGCGCAAACCAACGGAACGGAAGCAAAUGUUGUUGCCACUGCGGUGGCACGACGACGAGGGCAACCGUAGCACCCGGAGGAUCAUAAAACGCGGCAAUCCAGCGAUAAGCUUUUCGGUGAGCCGUUAAGAAGCUAUCAACGUACCAUCAUGGAGCUAUCGCUGUCGUCGUGGAAGCUAACGUGGCUGUGCGGAUUGGUGGGCCUGCUGCUGGUGACGGUGGUGCAGGGCACAUUUUUGGACACGUACCAGGUACAGCUGGCCGAGCUGCACAAACAGAUGAAGACGGAAAUUGGGAAACGGUUCCGGGAGAACAGUGAGCUGAAUGGAGUGAUGAUCACACAGGAUCUGAUACCGCUGCUGGCCGAGGGAACGGUCGCCAUCCGCGAGGCAAACGGUGAACUACGGGGACAGGUCGACACGCUUCGUCCGAGCGAUGCGACCGGCGAAUGUUGGGCUUCGGUCGAUGCGUUGAUCUAUCUGUACACACAGUUCGCACAGUGGGAUCUGCAGGACUGUACGUACGGUGGAUACUCCCAGUGGAUGCGGGAAGAUAGCCGGCUACGGUUUUACCCGGUCGCACACGAGCUGCAUCGUGCCAGCAGUGAGGUGAUCAACACGAUCGUCGGUAUACUGGCUGAGGAUAAUGUGGUCACGAACGGGGAAGACGUCGAGGGACGGUUGGAUGGCAGUUUGGAUCACUUUAACGAAGUAUUUAUCGAGGGACUGCAGGAUCUGGACGAAGAGAUCGAAAAGCAUAACGAUCGGAGCGUCGCAAUUGAGCAGUAUAUGCGCGAGUGUAUCGAUCGGACGAUUGCUACGAGCCGGGAGGAUGUGGAGUACACGGUUCGGUAUGCGGAAUAUUUCUGUCUAGAGGCAUAAUAAUAAAGUCCCGAAAUCUAGUCACUAGAGCUAGCGGUUUC